Molecule: messenger RNA, 540 nt
Organism: Funneliformis mosseae
Lineage: Eukaryota; Fungi; Glomeromycota; Glomeromycetes; Glomerales; Glomeraceae
Source: the annotation of a GenBank genome assembly
AUGGAAAAUUUUAUUUCGCCUCCACCUAUGCCACCCCUUCCACCGCCACCAACACCUCCAGAUCCUCAAAUAAAUGCCUCAUCGUCAUCUAUCACAAAUUUAACCCAUAGUCCUAGCGCUAAUAUUCCCGAUGAAGAAACAACCAAACUUACCGAGACUCAAAAAAUGCUAAAACAGCUUUUCCAAGAUCCUUUACUUUCCGAUUUAACUAAAUACAUUAAUGACGAUAAAAGUAGCCAAACAUUACUCAAUAAGAGCACGAAUAAGAAUGUCUCUAAUACAAUAGAUGACAGUUCUUUGACUGCUGCGAUAAAUUCAUUAACACUCGAACAAGUCGAUACACUUAUUGCGUUAGAACUAGGUACCGCUUUUGAAAUUACCAUUCAAAGAGGUGGGCUUGAGCCUUUAAGACAAAAAUUGUUGGAAGAUAAAGCUAGAAUUCAAGAGAUUGGUAUUCGUAGUGGGAGCGUUUUAAAGUUCUCAAGAUACAACAGUAAAAUUAAGAAAGAAAAAAAUAGAACGGAACGCGAAAAAUAUUAG